Sphaerodactylus townsendi is the source of this 2174-nucleotide messenger RNA. It is a transcript of the gene ARL14EP, whose product is annotated as ADP ribosylation factor like GTPase 14 effector protein. Lineage: Eukaryota; Metazoa; Chordata; Lepidosauria; Squamata; Sphaerodactylidae. The transcript is spliced from 3 exons. Gene Ontology annotation, cellular component: intracellular membrane-bounded organelle. The record is from RefSeq and is a predicted model, not a curated record. The coding region runs from base 87 to 515 and encodes 142 amino acids.
UAGUCCCUUGGGGGGGGGCGGGGUUUGCGGAUGUUUCCUUCCUUUUCGUCAGGGAGGCGGUGCAGUGGGUGAAGCUGGUCGACCUCAUGGCUGCAAUUGGGGAAAUGGGCUCGGGGAUGGUUCCUGGCCAGGGCCGGAGGAAAGCUUAUGGCAAGGGGCGUACAGCUAAGGCCUUGAAGUCUUUGCAGUUUGCUACUCCAGGACGAUACACUGAUUUUGCCCCAGAAGCAAACAAAAGGGAGAAAAGAAGACUACAAACAAAAAGUACAUCCAUUAAUUCAGACAGGCAAAUAAUACCAGCAAAGAGAAAAGUAUACGAUAGCCAAGGACUUCUGCUUUAUAGUGGGAUUGAUCUCUGUGACUGUCUUGAUGAAGAUUGCCUUGGAUGUUUCUAUGCUUGUCCCAAAUGUGGCUCCAACAAAUGUGGACCAGAAUGUCGCUGUGACCGCAAAUGGCUGUAUGAGCAAAUUGAGAUAGAAGGGGGAGAAAUAAUUCGCAAUAAGCAUGUGGGAUAGCCUACAUGCCCUAUUCAAGUACCACAUUGCAUGGUACUAGUUUUGUAUACAAAAGUAUAUGAUUGGCUGAGAUUUCCAGUUCCUGCCCAGUAUAGUAUGUGAAAUGUGACGCUCAGACAUAAAAAUUAUCAGCGUUUAUUCUGUCCCUGUGGUUAUUGCUAUAAGAAAGAAGUCAGUUCAGCCUGAUCUGAUAGUUUUCAUGUAUAAGAGGAUUAACUUGAUCAGUAUUAGUCGUUAUGCAUCCUCUGCUCUAUAGAGGAAAUGCUGUUUCAAAAUAAUGUGAUGGCUUUAGCUCCUAGCAACCAUAACCAGUAUCAGUCCAUAGUAGGUUGAUAGAGUGGCUGUAUGAUGGGUAGAAAAUAAUAAUGACAAGCUAAAACUUAUGGUGAUACAGCAAUUUGCAAUUGCUUCAAUGAUGGUUAAUUUUUAUUAACCCUUAUUUUAAGGGUUAUAACAAUAGGUGUAAGUUCCUUGUUUAUAUUCUGAAUGGAAAUAAACCAUAUUCCUGCUUUUAUCAGUACUUCACUCCUUAUGAUGGGAGAGUGGAAAUUUUAACCAAAGAUGUAUCCUUCGAAGGCAUUUCCAUUAUGAGUAUAUUUAAGAACUUUAUGUUGAGUGUCCACACAGGCUGAAAGAGAACUGACUGGCUGAAAUAUAACACUAAUAUAUAUCUCCUCUUGCUGUUAAAAAAUACACGCAUUAUUUACUUGAAUGUAAAUUAAGGCAGUUAUGGAGAUAGGAGUUUUUCUUUAAUCACCGAUUGUUGUUCCUGAGAACAUGUAAGGGGCAUUUUGCAGAUACUCUAUUGUACAGGGGCAAUUAAUUGGUUGCAUUAUUUUAUUUUUAUUAUUAUUAUUUCUGUAUCCUGCCCUUCCCAACAAAAGCCAGGGUCAGGGCAGCUAACAAUAUAAGUACAAUUGAAAUCAUAAAUAUAUAAAUAAUUAAAACAUUUGAUUAUCAAUAAAAAUGAUGGUUUCCUUAUCAUGGGUCUCAAAGGAUGGUGUCAUUUCUAGAGAAGUGUGGGGAGCCACAAGAUGUUAAAGGAUGGCAAUACCAAUAGUGUUAGAAAAAAAAACAAGUAGGGAAAAGAGGGAUGGCGGGGAGGGGAAAUGGGGAAAGGGGAGGCCAGCUAAGAUCAUUGUUGUUGUACCUUUACUUGUUGGGGCAAUUUUCCGUAUGCCUAAAUUAAGAAAAAAUUCUAAGAAAUCUGUAUCUGUGUUGAUUUUUAGUAUAUUUAAGUUCAGGUAAGACAGUCUUUUCUUACAAGAUGGUAAUUAAAAAUUAUCACUGCAUUGUUGGAGUUGGGCUAUACAAGGCCCAGCUUCUAGUAGAUUCUGGUAAAUUUCAUGGUAAAAUGUUACAUUUUAAAACAGCUGUAGUAGUAUCUUGUGUUAAUAAAAUCAUGCUUUUGCCUUCUUAGUCAGUGAGGGCUGAGAUUGUUUUUAACCUAGUUUUUUUUAUGCUUUGAUUCAAUUGAUAAAUUUUGUACGUUGUGCAAGUAAAGGUUUUGAAGAUAAAAUGCAGAAAAUUGGUCAUUGCCUAAAACCUUUUAGCAGCCUGCCUGUCUGUUGGCAGGCUACUUGUGCAGAUGGAAUUUUUAUUCUCCCUGGCAAGCAGCAUUCUGCAAAAGCUGUCAUACAAUAAAAAUAUUUAAAUAAA